UUUGGUACGCUUCCGGGUAAAACGCUUCAUUAUGGUGUGGUCAAAUACCCGCGUGAUGAUUUACACGGGAAUAUAUCUGAAAACGAUUUGAAAAGUUAUGUCGAUGAAGCGUUACAAGCAGCUGUCAAGCUAUGGGACGAUGCAAUUGAAGCAAAGUUUGUGGAGCGAAAAGGCAAAGGCCCGGAUAUACAGAUCUCAUUUUCAACGUUCUAUCACGGCGACGAAUUCCCAUUUGAUGGUAUGGGCAAUGAGAUAGCUCACGCGGGACCAAACGGUCGAAAUUUGAAAUGGGUGCUAGCACAUGAAAUUGGUCAUUCGUUGGGACUGCCACAUACACUUGAGCAGUCCAUCAUGAUGCCCUACUACGGUGGUUACGAAGCAGCCGAGCCGCAUCUAUCCGCUUACGAUAUCGAUGUGAUCCAAAAGUUAUACGGUAAGUUGCAUCUGCUAGUAACAGGUUGUUUUGGGCAGGAAGUAUGA
This is a messenger RNA of Anisakis simplex (herring worm), 480 nucleotides long. The record is from the annotation of a GenBank genome assembly. NCBI's taxonomy places the organism in Eukaryota, Metazoa, Nematoda, Chromadorea, Rhabditida, Anisakidae.